CUUCCGGGUUCUGACGAGUGUUGUGUUGUGUUGUGUUGUGUUGUGUUGCGAAGAUGUCAACGCACGAUCACCUGUCUCUCUGUCUGUGGGAUUUAAUGUGGUUGCUAUGGUCGCUGCUGUUGCCUUCCAUUUAUUUGAGUCUUGUCCUGACAGCCAUCCUCUUCAUCAUCAUCAUGGGGGUGAGAACCUGGCUGCAGAUGAAGAGGAAGACCAGGAGAGCUCAGGAUGAGCGGCCCACCGUGGCCUUCUUUCACCCAUACUGCAAUGCGGGCGGAGGUGGAGAGAGAGUGCUGUGGUGUGCUUUACGUGCUCUUCAAAACAGAUACCAGGGUGUUUCCUUUGUGGUCUACACAGGUGACCAGGGUGUGACAGCAGAACAGAUCUUAAACGGAGUAAGGCGGCGCUUCAACAUCAGACUUCCUCGGCUGGUUAAGUUUGUGUUCCUGAAACAUCGCCUUUUGGUAGAGGCGAAACUUUACCCACACUUCACUCUUCUGGGGCAGAGCAUAGGCUCCAUCUUCCUGGGGUGGGAGGCUUUGACUGAGUUUGUUCCAGACCUCUACAUUGACUCAAUGGGCUACACCUUCACCUUACCUGUGUUCCGUUACCUGGGUGGUUGUCAGGUGGGAAGCUACGUGCACUACCCCACCAUCAGCACUGAUAUGCUGUUUGUAGUUCGAGAAAGGAAUCCAAGGUUCAAUAAUGCAGAAUACAUCUCCAGUAACCCUGUACUGAGUGCAAUCAAAGUGAUCUACUACUGUGCCUUUGCGCUGCUCUACGGCCUUGCUGGCUCCUGUAGUGACGUGGUCAUGGUGAAUUCCACCUGGACACUAGGUCACAUACUGGCUCUAUGGCACGCUCCCAACCACACCAGUGUGGUCUUCCCACCUUGUGAUGUUCAGGCCUUCCUGGAGGUACCUCUGGAUGAAGAGGCUGAGGAGAAAGAAGAAAGAAAGUGCCACUCUGUUGUCUCUGUGGGUCAGUUCCGCCCUGAAAAGGACCAUCGGCUGCAGAUCAGGGCUUUCAGAAAACUUCUAGACAGCAAGGGGGUGCAGUCUGCUGGUCGAGAGACUGUGAAACUUGUGUUGAUUGGUGGAUGUCGCAACCAGGAGGAUGAAGAGAGGGUACUGAUGCUGAGGGGCUUGUGUCAGGAGCUGGGCGUGGCAGACAGGGUGGAGUUUAAACUCAAUAUUCCAUUUGAGGAACUAAAGAAAAAUCUAACAGAUGCCACGAUCGGGUUACACACAAUGUGUAAUGAACAUUUUGGUAUUGGUGUGGUGGAGUGCAUGGCUGCAGGAACAAUCAUUCUGGCUCACAAAUCUGGUGGUCCUAAGCUGGACAUUGUAGUGCCCUGUGAUGGCGGUUUAACAGGCUUCCUGGCGGAUGAUGAAGUCAGCUACGCAGACGCCAUGGAACGAAUCCUUUCUAUGACUCCCGCUGCUCGGUUAGAGAUUCGACGACGGGCCCGUCAGUCUGUCACCCGCUUUUCAGACCAGGAAUUUGAAGGCUCCUUCCUUGCAUCCGUAGAGCCUCUGAUAUCAACACUGGGGCUAUAAGAUAGAGGGAGUUAGGGUACUCCUAUGUACCUCAGUCACCAUGUGUCUGUCCUGACUGACUAUAGUGAAUCAGCCCAAUAAUGUUCAGCCUAGUUCAUAAGCUUGUGCUGGCCCCAUAGUGCUGACUGAUGAUCAUUCCAUUUCUAGAGUGGAAGUGUCUUGUAAACUUUAAGAAAUAUCACUAGGGUGAGGGAUGCAUUGUGAAAAAUACUGGUCAUUUUGCUUUAACCACAUCUCAAUAUUUUGAAACGAGUGACAUUGAGUGAAAUGUUUAAGCACUGAAUAAAAGGCAUUUGUUAUUUA
Messenger RNA from Myxocyprinus asiaticus (Chinese sucker), 1859 nucleotides. Its product is annotated as GDP-Man:Man(3)GlcNAc(2)-PP-Dol alpha-1,2-mannosyltransferase-like. The record is from RefSeq and is a predicted model, not a curated record. The coding region runs from base 54 to 1556 and encodes 500 amino acids. Lineage: Eukaryota; Metazoa; Chordata; Actinopteri; Cypriniformes; Catostomidae. Gene Ontology annotation, molecular function: GDP-Man:Man(3)GlcNAc(2)-PP-Dol alpha-1,2-mannosyltransferase activity. Gene Ontology annotation, cellular component: endoplasmic reticulum membrane. Gene Ontology annotation, biological process: protein N-linked glycosylation. The transcript has 5 exons.